UCUGAGAAUUUCAAUUUCUCUAUAGAAAAGCAAUCUUGGAAUAACACAAGAGUCCCAAACGUUUUUUUUUUCUGUCCAAAAAACAGCUGAAAUUGAAGGCGCCCCAAUAAGCUCAAACUCUUCUGCUGAGAUUGGAAACGUUGGGGAAAUUCAGAGCCUUGUGAGCGCCGCUCUGAGGGGCACAGUAGACGCCGGAGACUCGGUCGGGCCGGCGGAGGACGAGGAUGAAGUAAUAGAGCUGGAGUUCUUCGACAGCAGAGCAGUAGACAAGCUGCACGCCACGCAUGACGCGUAUUGCCCAAACUGCAGAAGCCCCAUUUCCAAGGUUGUUCUGAGGAUCAAGCGGGAAAGAAGGAGGGUUGAUCCGCCCCCUAAUCCGGAGAAAAAGCUCGAUUUGCUCGGUUGUCUGUCAUGCUUUCGAGUUUUCCUCCCUUCGAGAACAGAAGCAGAUGAAAGCAAUGGGAACCCUGGAGAGAAACAGGAACCAAACAGUGCAUUGCCUGAUGCAGGAAAGUGCUUUGACCUGCACUGGAUUUUUGGGCAGAGAUCAAGAACAUCAAAUCCACAGACAUCUGUCACAUCUCAACCGCAACCAUCUCAUUCUGACCAAGGGAAGAAGAAGCCAGGCGAUGCACAUAUACAAGGUAGUAGUGCUGCUAAUACUUCAUCACAUCCCCAUGAUUCAAAUGGAACUCAGAAUGCUCCUACUCCUUCACGAAAGGAAAUCGAGACUCCAUCGGUGAAAGAAAUGAAUGGGGAUGCAGCUAAACAGAAACUCAAGCACAAUUGGAAGGACUAUGCAAAAACGACGGGGAGUUCUGCAGAAAGAAAUUUUGUCGUGGGAGAAGGGCAUUCAGGUGCAUGGAUGGAAGAUUCAAAGAAACAAGAACCCGAAAUUAGAGACGAGAAGAACGGAAGCUUUACAAAUAUUAAAGGACGAGACUUGCAAAUUCAAAUUGAUGAAAGCACAAACGAGGCAAGAACUUCAACCUGCAUGCAAGAUCCUAUACAAGUGACCGGAAAAAGUGGUUCACAAUCAAUAGAGGUGGUCAAGAGCAUAGUGUAUGGAGGCCUAGCUGAGUCAAUCACAAGCUUAAGUCUGGUUUCUUCAGCUGCUGCCUCUGGUGCCACCACACUGAAUGUUUUGACUAUUGGAGUGGCAAAUCUCAUAGGCGGUCUUGUAAUCAUGGCACACAAUGUAUGCAAAUAUAAUACCUAUCCUUAUCUGCAAAUCGCGCCUUAGUUACUUAUUGCUCCUACGUAUUAAGUCAAAUAUAUGCCCUUGAUCCAGGCCCCGGGUCCAUCCCAAGUUCAAUAAAAACUUCUCAAUGUGUAAAGUUUUUGUGUAAAAAAUUAUAUGAAUGAGUUCCUUUUCCGGUCUACCCAAAGUCCAUAAUCCAUUAUGGACUUGUUAUGAUGUAACUCAAGUCUCAAUGAGCAACUCAAAUAACAAGUCUUGACAAGGAGCACAUGUAUUUCAAGAAUAGUACGGAGUAUGACCUAACCACACACCGUCUUGUGGUGUCUUACGUUGUUCACAUCAGUUGAGUAGUUCAUUACUCUAACGAAAAACCCAGUCCAACUAAGACUACAAGUUUACACACAUAUUUCAAGUGCCAAUCUGGUACGCUAGCCAGAAAAAGAAAUUCCAAUUUCACGAAUCUUUUUUAAUCCCAAAAAAGAGUACAAUUAUCAAGUAAAAUUUUAUAUUUUUGUAAAAUUCAUCUAAACCCAAGCCAUUUUAGCUGAUAUACUGAAUAAUUAUGGAAACAAGUUUUAGGCCUGAAUGGUCGAUCAUUAAUCAUUUCUAAGAGCUUUUUUUUAUUGAUUUUACUAAAGAAAAUUAUACCAUGAUGACAUGUUUUUUAUAGAGGGAGUAAUUGAUUACGAAAUACAAUAAUCACAUAAAAUGGACUUGUUUGAUUGCAGUUUUUGGACUUGCAUAGCAAUCGCCCUGCAGAAGAGUACCAAGAAGUAUUAGGCCAAAGAAAAGACUUUCCACUUCAUCUCAUUGUUGCAGUGUUGUCAUACCUCACCUUUGGCCUCACCCCACCUGCCAUCUAUGGAUUUGCGUUUCAUGAGAGAGACGAUAGAGACAUGAAGCUUUUAAUGGUUGCAGUGGCUUCUUUUGUGUGCAUCAUUUUUCUGGCCAUUGGAAGAGCUUACACCCGCAGAGCAAAUACGUUUAAGGAUUAUUUGCUGACUGUACUGCAAUACGUUAUUGUUGCAGCUAUGGCUUCUGGUGUUGCUUAUGCAGUGGGUCAUUUGUUUGGGAGGCUGAUGGAUGAACUCGGAUGGUUUGACUCAGCCCCAACCAACCCAAGCAGCGGUCUUCUUCUUUCUAAGGUUCAAUCGGAACAUCUAAACUGGGAUUCAUAUUGAUUCUUGUAAUCACGAUGGGUCAUGCUUCCAUCUUCCGGGAUUUCGCCUCCAAGUUGUUCCAGUGUUUUCCUUGAGGAAAUUUGUUAUUAAACUUGGGAUUCCAUUAAUUCAAUUAUUAUAUGGAUUUGUAUUUUUAUACUCCUUCCCUAUUUAUUUUUGUAUUCCUUGUGACAUAAAUGAAGCCUUGUUUCAUCAUUUGUUGAAAAAA
This is a messenger RNA of Cuscuta epithymum, 2590 nucleotides long. The record is from the annotation of a GenBank genome assembly. NCBI's taxonomy places the organism in Eukaryota, Viridiplantae, Streptophyta, Magnoliopsida, Solanales, Convolvulaceae.